Messenger RNA from Chlorocebus sabaeus (green monkey), 10849 nucleotides. The record is from RefSeq and is a predicted model, not a curated record. Lineage: Eukaryota; Metazoa; Chordata; Mammalia; Primates; Cercopithecidae.
CGGCGCCCUGUGAGGGCGGGGGAGCUGGGAGGAGGGUGAAAUUUAGCCAUCAGUGUGUGGCAGGGUCAUGAAAAAGCGGCGGCGGCGGGAGAGAGGAGGAGGCGGUGGCGGCGGAGUGAAACUGCGGUAGCUGCCCCCUGGGCUGGUAGUGUGGCUUUGUGGGGAGGGCGUAGUUCCUAAUCCCCUUUUCGGGCAGCCGCCGGGGCUCGGGGCUGUGAGCGGCCGUCAAGGCUGCCUCCCCGGGCCCCCUGCCUCCGCCAUGUUCCGCAGGGCACGCCUUAGCGUGAAGCCGAAUGUCAGGCCUAGUGUAGGCGCCAGGGGCUCCACAGCUCCCAAUCCCCAGCGUGGACAGGAGUCUCCCAGGCCGCCGGAGCCUGCCACGGACUCUGCUUCCAAGCCAGCGGAGCCCACAGAUGUACCUGCAGUCGAUUUCGGUGGAGCGGAGCCCCCAGAAAAGGCUCCUAGGAGCAGUUCUGAAAAGACUGGUAGUGACAAUGAUGUUGAAGAAUCCAGUAGAUCUUCCCCUACUGCUUCACAGAGAAGAAAGCGAAUAUCAAGUACUUCUAGUCUGGUUAAGGCUAGUGUCAGUGUUCCUUCAGAAUCUCAUCCCUUAUCUACAGUUAAUCAAGAGGCUGCACAGCCAACUGCCACUUCAACAAAAGAGAAACAGCCGUGCUCAGACAGAUACCGAAUAUACAAAGCCCAGAAACUGAGGGAAAUGUUAAAAGAAGAAUUGAGAAAAGAGAAGAAACAAUGGAAAAACAAAUAUGCUAUAAAUGAAAGUCAGAGGCCACCAGAUCGUUCAAAAAUGACUAUGAGAGACUUCAUAUAUUAUCUACCAGAUAACAAUCCAAUGACUUCUUCACUGGAACAAGAAAAGAAAACUGAAAAGUCAUCGACUCCAGUCCAGACAAGAGAGCAAGAAGGUAAGAGUACUGCUAAUGCUGAAGAUAAUGAAAUGGAAGAAGAGACAGAUGAUGGGCCAUUACUGGUUCCUCGAGUAAAAGUGGCAGAAGAUGGGUCUAUUAUUUUGGAUGAAGAAAGUUUAACUGUAGAAGUUUUAAGAACGAAAGGCCCUUGUGUUGUUGAAGAAAAUGACCCUAUAUUUGAGCGCGGUUCUACAACUACAUACUCCAGCUUUAGGAAAAAUUAUUACUCUAAGCCAUGGUCAAACAAAGAAACAGAUAUGUUUUUUUUAGCCAUCAGCAUGGUAGGAACUGACUUUUCUAUGAUCGGACAACUUUUUCCUCACAGAGCAAGGAUAGAAAUUAAGAAUAAAUUUAAACGUGAAGAGAAAACAAAUGGAUGGAGAAUAGACAAAGCAUUCCAGGAAAAACGCCCUUUUGACUUCGAUUUUUUUGCUCAUUUGCUUCAGAAAGUUCUUGCUGAAGAAGAGAAAAGAAAACAAAAAUCUGUUAAAAAUCACAGUUUAAAGGAGAAGAAAUCCACCAAACCACGGAAAAAUGUAAAAGUCAAAAAAAUUGCCUGUGAAAGAGUGAAUGAUGAUCCAGAUGAGUCUAUGAGUUCUAGAAUUUCAGACACAGAAAGAUCUCAGAAGGAUGCUCAGACAGUUGACGAAGAGUCUCUGACCUUAUCAGGGAAGGAUGCAGAACAGGUUGCACAAGAAGUAGACCUAAAUCAAAAGAAAAGAAGAAGGAAGAAGCAAGAUGGAGCUAAUGAACUGGAAGUAAACAAUCUUUUAGAAAAUGCCACUGUUCAGGCGGGUCCUUCUAAAGGAGAAAAACACAAGAAUAAAUGUCAGGCUAUAAGGCCCGAGGUAAAGGAAGGUGAAUGCAGUAAGGAGCAGAUGCUUUCCUGCACACAAAACGUAGAUGGCAUUGUGGGUUUUGCCUCCAGUGAAAAAGUUGAGAAAAGAACUGACCCCAUCCUUUCAUUAAGUAAUCAACGAGAUACCGCAUCAGUAGCAACUAAGUCUUCAGAAUCAAGCACUUCAGAUUUGCCUUCAUUAGAAGUUGGAAUUAGAGCAUCGUGUGAGGUGAAUGAUGUUGAGGGUAGUUGUACAGAAGAAAGAAAUGUUGACCUAAAAAAUAAUUCACUGGAAAUUGAUCAAACAGAAAAUGUUAAACCGAUGUUGAGAGGUCGCUUCCAGAGACCUAAACCCAAUUUGUCAAGGACUGGGAAGAAAUUGGUUCUUUCACAAGGCAAAACAGAGGCAGAGAGCAAGAAUUCACAUUCAAAAACUUCAGUUGAAAAGGACCACCUGGAAAAGGAUAAGAUGAAUACAUUGGACAUUUUGAGAAUGGAGACUACGGAGAGAGAGAAUCCAGAAGCUGAAACUGUAUCUAUGUUGGGUGAAAAAAAUUGUCUGCAGGAAGAGAGUCAGCUAAAGACUUUAACACCUGCAAAAGUGAGGGGCCGAAUGCAAAAGCCAAAGCCAAAUGCAGGUAAAGCUGCUGGAAGAAAAGAAAUUCUCAUGUCACAGGAAGAAAUUGGGGCCAAUGUAGAAAAGAAUGAAAAUGAAUCCCGUGCUGAUAGAGAUACUCCUCAACACAUGGAAUAUCAAUCAUGUAAAGAUUUUGAAGAGGAAGAUGUCAUAUUACAACCUGAGAAAAAUGAUUCUUUUCAAAAUGUGCAGCCAGAUGAGCCCAAGGUUCUUAAUGAAUGUCUAAGCAUUCAAGAGAAUAAUAAAGCAAAUAAACUUAAUCAAGUCCCAAUUCUAAGGACUCGAUUUCAGAAACCAAAGCCAAAUAUCAGAAGAGGAACCGGAAGGAGAGAAAUUUCCUCAAAAGAAGUAGUACUAGAGAAGAUUCUUGCCUCUGGGGAAAUGACAGCAGCAUUGAGAGAAACUGUAAGACUAGACACCUCACCAAAGGAGAUGGUACCAGCAGAGAUUAAUACUACUAAAGAAAUGCAGUCAGAUUUAAAAGAAACUGGAAGAAGAGCCAUUUCUCCCAGGGAGAAGAUUCUAGAUGUGAUUGAUGUCACCAGGGAAGUGGAGACAGGUUUGAAAGCAAGGGGAAGAGAGAUUUGUUUAAGGGAGAAGACACCAGAGGUGAUUGAUGCCACUAAGGAAAUAGACAAAGAUUUGGAAGAAACUGGAAGAAGAGAAAUACCCCCACAUGAAAAUGGCCCAGAGGAGGUCAAGCCUGUAGGUGAAAUGGAGACAAAUUUAAAAGCAACUGGAAAUGACAGUUCCCCAAGAGAGAAGACACCAGAGGUGAUUGAUGCCACUCAGGAAAUAGACAAAGAUUUGGAAGACACUGGAAGAAGAAAAAUAUCCCCAAAGGAAAAUGGCCCAGAGGAGGUCAAGCCUGUAGAUGAAAUGGAGACAGAUUUGAAAGCAACUGGAAGAGAGAGUUCCCCAAGAGAGAAGACACCAGAGGUGAUUGAUGCUACUGAGGAAAUAGAGAUAGAUUUGGAAGAAACUGAAAGAGAAAUAUCCCCACAGGAAAAUGGCCUAGAAGAGGUCAAGCCUGUAGGUGAAAUGGAGACAGAUUUGAAAGCAACUGGAAGGGAGAUUUCCCCAAGGGAGAAGACACCAGAGGUGAUUGAUGCCACUGAGGAAACAGACAAAGGUUUGGAAGAAACCGGAAGAAGAGAAAUAUCCCCAGAGGAAAAUGGCCCAGAGGAGGUCAAGCCUGUAGAUGAAAUGGAGACAGAUUUGAAAGCAACUGGAAGAGAGAGUUUCCCAAGGGAGAAGACACCAGAGGUGAUUGAUGCUGCUGAGGAAAUAGAGAUAGAUGUGGAAGAAACUGAAAGAGAAAUAGCCCCACAGGAAAGUGGCCCAGAGGAGGUCAGGCCUGUAGGUAAAAUGGAGACAGAUUUGAAAGAAAUUAGAGAAGAAAUUUCCCAAAGGGAAAAGGUGCUAGCGGAGAUCAGUGCUGUAAGGGAAAAGGAAAUGGAUUUGAAAGAAACUGGAAAAAGAGACAUUUCCAUGAUGGAGAAAGUAUCAGGAAAGAUGGCUGUCAUUGAAGAAAUGGAGACAGAUAUGAAAGAAACUGGAAGAGAAAAUUUUAGAGAGAGAGGAUCUGAAGAGAUCUGUGUUACUGAGGAAAAGGUGGUGGAAUUGAAAAAAACUGGAAAAACAGACAUUUCUCCAAGGGAAAAUGAACUAGAGGAGACCAGUACCUCAGGACAAACUGAGACACAUUUAAUGCAGAGCGGUAGCAAUGACUGCAGUGCUGUGCCUUCACUAGAUAUUAAAAACAUUAGCAGUGAAGUACUGUUGUUGAUGCACACACCUGUAGAAGAAAAAAGAGAUUCUGUAAAAGAAGUAUCAAGUCACUUCAGUCAUUUCAAGAUUUCUUCACAGACUCAUGAGUCUGAUAAAACAGAAGUCCUGGGGAUUCGAUCUCCAGAUGUUCCAGAGCCGUUUUCAGAUAUUAAUUUAAGAUCUCUUCCUCAAGAACAGAAGUCACUUGAAAUUAAACCAGCACCUUUUGUGAGGAGUCGAUUCAAAAGACCAAAACCAAACUUAGCAAGAGCAGCUUUGAAGAGAGAGACUACAGAAUCAGAAAAAUAUAUAUGUGGGAAGAAAUCAGAAACCAAGAAAAUGGAGACUAUUGUGAUGCAAGAAAAUAAUGAACAAGCUGAUACUCUCCCUUCUCAACAUGAUGAAGCUUCCCUAAUGAUAUCAAGAGAAAAAGACACAUCAGUUCACAGGAAUGAGGAGGCUGUGAUAUUGCCAUGUACACAGACUGAAAAGAACCUUUCACCUUCAGAUUCUUGUGAACCUAAAGAGGAGUCUCAGUCAGCACAAGCCCAGGAAAAUGACUUAGUUGUUUCUGUGGGGACUAAUAAUAUAAACACUUUCCAGCAAGAAAUGAAGGAAAGUGUUAUCCAAACUGCUCAACCAGUAAGGGGCCGACUUCAGAGACCAAGACCAAAUGUAAGAAAGACAGGACAGAGGCAAAUAGUAGACAAAGGUGACGCCAAAGGCAUAAUUAAGGAAGAAAGAACAAUAUUACAAAAAGAUGAAACCGAGAAGAAAAUCUUAACUGCGUCAAAUCCUCAAAUUGAAACUGAAAUUGAAGUUCCCUCCUCCACAGUUUCAGAACACAGAAUGUGUGAAAAUCAAAGUCAGGUGAUUCUUGUAGAAAACCUUCGUAUUAACAAAACAGAUGAAACAAUCAGACAUGAAAAUAAACUGUAUGUUCCUAGUUCAGCACAAAUGACAAGAAGGAAAUUCCAAAAGGCUAAGCCAAAUUUGGGAAGAGCACACAGUAAGAAAGAGGAACCAAUUUUAGAAAAAGGCACAACAGAUCAGAGCAAGGAAGGCAAGCCAGAAGAUCAUUUGCUGCAGAAAGGAGCUUCCAACACCCAGCUCCUUCUAAAAGAAAAAGCUGAGCUUCUGACGUCUAUGGAGGUUUCAGCGAGAAAAGAUGGUGUAGGUUCCAACGAGUCUGCUUUGGCAAAAAUAGAUGCUGAAUUAGAAGAAGCUGGACCAUCAAGAAGGGUUGGAGAGGAAACUGUAGGAGAUAAUUCUCUAUCUUCAGUUGUUGAAGAGCAAUAUCUCAAUAAACUAACAAGCUGUCCACAACCGUUAAAAGAAUCAAAUUACUCUAAAAUUGCACUGGAUGGGAAAACAACUAUCUCUUCUGCAUCUGAGUAUGAGAGAAAUCGUGGUGAAAGGAGAAGUCACAGAAAGAUCAAACCAAAUGUCACCAGAGGUCGUGGAUCAAAACGAGUUCGGGGUAAGACCUCCAAGAAGGAACCUAGAGCUUCCAAGGCCAUACUGGUGACUCUUCGGGCUUCCCAGGAAGAAGAAGAUGAUGCUGAUGAUUUUGAGUCUGACUAUGAAGAAGAAAGCUGUCAUCUUGCUCCUGAAGAAGUAAACAAAGCUCCAGUAUUUGUACCUGUUGGUCUCAGAUCUCCUGAACCUGUUUCUGCUCAGAUAGAGGAAACAAUGGAAGAGCUUGAAAUAACCGUGAAUGUCCCAGAUGUAGGAUGCAUAGCUGUUGUUGAACAUGAGCUCCCUAACACAGAUGUGACUACUGAAGAAAUGAAACAAGAAGAAAAUUUGAAUGCAUCAUCAUUUGAAAUGACCACAGGUGAACAUAUCCAAGAUGAACCAGGUACCAGUGAUGGAAGCACUGAAGCUGCAAUAACUUUACUUACAAUGGGAGAUCUAGUAUUGCAGUCAGAGAUCAGUAUUGAACAGGGUGAUGUAGGGGUAUGUAUACUUCCUCAUGUACAUUCAAAGGAUAAAAGCCAUAUUCCUUUUAGCCUAGAUAAUGUAAAUCACAAAAUUGUUCAUGAAUGUCAGGAGCUUUCUUCACCUGUCAUUACUACAUCUCCUGCAUCAUUUGAAGAAAACAAGAUUGUAUUGGAGGAACAAAGUUCCAGAGAAGAAAUAAGUUUAAUGGAGAAAGUAAAGGAGAAUGCUACACCAACCAGGAAUACAAUUUCUGAAGUGACCAGUAAUUUGAGAAUAAGAAGUAGACUUGCCAAGCCUAAGCCAAAUCUUGAGAAGACUUUAGGGACCAACAGGUUUGAUGAUCAUCAGGAAAUUUCCAGUUUGUGUGUAACCAAAGGGGAAGAAAUGGAAACUCAAAGAGAAACAGAGAAAAAUGCUUCCAAAGCAACAGAAUUGGAAGAUAAAAACCUCGGACCAGUUACAACAGCAGAGAAUAAGGAUCAGAGCAAAUUGGCAUGUGUACAUGGUAUCAAAGGGACCAGUAUUUCUCCAGAAGUAAACCUAACUGAAAGAAAUGAAAAUCAAGAAGAGAGCUCUCAGGAGGUUCACAUGUUAUCAGUUGCUCCAGUUGCUUCCUCUGAGACAGGGCCCUGCACACUUGGUUUGGAUAGGGGUCUUGGUGAAAAUUCUGUUGAAGAGGCCCAGCAGUAUACACCAACAAGUAUUCCAGAAGUCCAACAAGAGAAUAUAAUCAAUCCUCAAGACCUAACAGUGAAUCUAGUUGCUAAUGUACCUCAAGAUGGAGAAGAUGAACAAGCCUUUAUUUUAACUCUGGUGGAAAUUCCAACCAAUGCAGUAGAAGAAUUUACUGAUGCCACUGCACAGUUCAUGCCAAACCCUUUACUGCCAGCUCCCAUAUUGGUCAAAUCAGUGAAUACUGAAGAAAGAGGUGACAUGAGUGUUUGUUUACCAGCAACUUCAGUUGAUCAGGAUGCUGUGGGUUUAUCUAUUUCUGGAAGAGAUAAUUCUAAAAAGCCUCCUGAUAAUUUGGAUCUUAUAUCUAGGAAGAGAUUUAAAUGCAGGCUUGAUGAAAAUGACCACAUUCCUCCUGCCAAAAAAUGUUUGCUCACUUUAAGAGAUAAUUGUCAAGAAUAUACCUCUGAGGUGCACUCAGAGGAAUUAACAAAUGCUUUUGAGGAAACAGGGGAGUCUCACAAAGGACAAGAUAUUUUUCCUACCUCGGGAAGCACACUGACAACUCCAGAACCUCAAAGACAGCAAGUUGAACCAGCUUUUCAGAGUAGAGGAUCUAGAUCUCCUGAUGCAUGCAUAGACAAGAAUGUGCCUCAGUUACCUCAGGGUGAAAUGAUUGUGUCUGAUAAGGAAGAAAGAACUGAUGCUGCUCCUAAGUCUGAGCAAAUGGAUAGCAGAACAUCGUCUUCUAAAGCCCCAUUAUCCAGACCUGGCAGAAGACCCCUGGGAUUUUUAUCUUUAAUAUGUUCAAAGAAUAGUUUGGAGUCUGACGAACCUAUGCAGGUCUAUAGUAAGAAACGCCUAAAACCUCUUAUACCUGCAUUAAGACAGAAAUUGAAAAGAUCUAAUCCAUUCAAUGAAAGCCAGAAAAAAAAUCAAGAUUCCUCUGAUCCGCUUCCAUCUCCAAGUGUUAUUAAUACUCAAUCUAAGAAUAUUAGCAGCUCAGCAACUCAGGUUUCUUGUGAUCAGCCCUUACUGAAAGAAGGACAUAAAAGUGCCCAAAAGCGGGCCCCUCAAGGGGAGCCAACCACAGUCUCUGAAUAUUUCUUCAAUGAUAUCUUCAUUGAAGUGGAUGAAACAGAAUAAAACAGUCUUUUGUCUUUUUCUUUUUUAAAUUAGGUCUAGGAUUUCCAGAGUCAAUUACAUCAACAAAACAGUAUUUAGACAAACUAUCACUGUCUAUUUUUCUUUAGGUUGAUUUUGAAUAUUUAAUGAACUUGAUUUGAAGCUUUUAUAAUCAGUGGAAAACAUUUCUGAGGUUCCUCUCAUUCUGAUUGAUUCAGCAUUUUGCAAAUAGCAAGCAAUUGAGACUGCUUUCUCAGACAGAUGUUGUUUACAUUUUGACUCUUCCUGUGCUAAGCACACGUGGACAUUUGGGAAUGUUGUGGAUAUAUGUCUCUGUAUGAAUUGCAGUGCAGACAUAUUUGGGGGUUAAUUGUAUCGUAUUUAACAUUUAGCAACUUCUUUUGUGAAGAUUUUUUAUUUUUAGGGGGAGAUGAUGAAGGAUGAAGCCUUUUCCGUUGCUUCUAUGUACAGUCAUGUAUCGCAUAAUAAUGUUUAAGUCAACAAUGGACCACAUAUAUGACAGUGGUCCCAUACAAUUAAAAUGGAGAUAAAAAAUUCCUAUCAACUAGUGACAUUAUAGCCAUCAUAACAUAGUGCUUUGCUUUUUUAUGUUUAGAUAUGUUUAGAUACACAAAUACUACUAUUGUGUUACAACUGCCUACAGUAUUCAGCAUAGUAACACAUUGUAGAGGUUUGUAGCCUAGAAUCUCUAAGAUAUACCACAUAGCCUCAGUCUGUAGGGUGUGUUGCAGUCUGUACCAUCUCAGUGUUUGUAAGUACAUUCUGUGUUGUUCCACACAAGAUCACCUAACAAGGCAUUUCUUAGAACAUACAGUUAAGGGACACGUGACUAUAUGUGAAAACAAAUUGUCACACUUCACUUUAGUAUGGUAAAUGUUAAAGAACUUUUCUAUUAUCAGCUGUUUGUCUGACUAAAAAAUACAUAUUUUUCUAAUUCAUGGUGAUGUAACAUUAGUCCUCCUUGAAAAACUAGUAUUUAAACAUAAUUAUUUAUAAAGAUGACACAUCAAAGAGCUUAUUUAUUUUUAAAUUUUUUAUUUAAAAGGAUAUUCAGUUUUAGCUAUUUUCACCCCUCAGAUUGUAGAUAAGGAAGGCAUUAACAAAUUUAUGUUUGUCUCCUUUUUCUCUUUAAUUUUAAAGAUAUUUGAAAUGCUAUAACUAAAAAUGUUUGAUGUAUAUGUUUUGAAUACCUUUUUUCCCUCAGUUUAGUAUAUUGACUUUGUACUGUGAAUUUUUCUGUUUUUCUUCUUUCUUGGAUAAUCUCAGGAUUUUCAUGAGGGUGGGGGACCUCAACUUUAUUUAUUAGACGGAAUUUCCAUACAAAGUUCAAUCUCCUUUAUACACACACAGACAUAUAUUAGUUUUUAAAAAGCCAACUUCUUCAUAGUUUUUUCUCAAUUCUCAAAGAACACUUAGAUCUUUAAGCGUGGAACAUAAUAGUGAUGUUAAAAACAGAAAAUAAGGCUUUAUAAAGUUAAUGAUUAUCAUCAAUAUGAAUUUAAGAUUUGUUUUAAUUUCAAGAUUUAAUGAUUUACAUGUGUAUUUCUAUUAUCUACCCAAGCAGAUCUGUAGUGGUUCCAAUUAGACUUCUCAAACAGCAAAUUUAUCCUGAUUUUAUUUGAAAAGCCUCUUGGAAUGAUAAUAUAGUAGCUCAGGAGUUGGAAACUUUCUGCAAACUAUUUUGGGUUUGCAGGCCAGAUGGUCUCUGUGGCAGCUACUCAGCUCUGCACUUUCAGUGUGAAAGAAGCCAUAGACAGUACUUGAAUGAAGGACUGUGGCUGGAUUGGCCUUUUAGUUUGACCCCUGCAUUAGGCCCCAAAUUUUCUUACCCUGAGGUGCUGAUAUCUGUAUGUAUGAGUUAUUUGUCACUAAAGUUAUGAGUUGUGCCUAAAAGUUAAAACUGUUGAUUGAAUUAUAUAAUGAUCAGUAUUUCAAUUGGGAAGAUAUUUUAGAGUCUAGAUAAUUAUGUUUGUAUAUUGAAAAAAUGGUGGCCAGUUUUUAAGCUCCUUAAUAGAAGAGAAUUAUGUCUCAGCAAGUAUAACAGUAAUGCUAAUUUAUUGAAACUACUGCUGUUAGAGCACUUCUUAUUCAUUGUCUUUUAGUAAAAUUUAUGACAUAACAUUUUGUCAGAGAGGAGGCUAUAUAAUUUGGAGUGGAAAUUGUAAGUAGGCAUUUAUUUCAUGAUUGAUAUGUCACAGAAAUUACGGUAGUAAAUCACAUUGCUAUUUUAAUACCCUGUUUAUGUAAGUUUUUAAAACUCGUAUUCUGAAAAUAUUUCAUUCUCUUAGUGUUAGUUUGGGAGUUAGAUUGCCAUGAUUAAACUGUUAUUUAUCCUUGUGUAAUAUAAUUUUUAACCUUAACAUCUGUCUCUUUUUAAUCUAUAAUCUAGUUUUAUGGAAGAUGGAAUUUCUUACUAUAUAAAGAAUAUAAAGACUCAUUGUAUUAGAGAAUCAAGUCAGCCAGCUAAAUUAUCCUACUGUUAUAUCCUUAAACCUGAUUUUGGAAAAGAGAAAGUUAAUCAGUGUAUUUACCUUACAUGGUGGAAAGAACUAUGUUAGGUCUGAUUCAUGUAAAGAAGAUGUUGCAAAGAAUUUAUUUCACAAAUCUUAAAGGAGAUGUGAGUAAAAGUUUUUAUCUUUUCUUGACUUUUUCUCCUGAACACUUAUGUCUUAGCAAGUGGUCAGCAUGAGGGUUUGAACGCCUAAUUGUUGGUAAAUGGUUGAGGCAUGACAAAAAUACUAAUAUCCACUGUUUAUCAUCAUGUUAUUUGAAACAAAAGUGACCAUGUAUACUAUUCUUGCUUGAAGAAGUCUUCGACAGAAAAAGCAAUAUCAUGUCAUUUAUAAAUUUUCUUGUUCUAAAGAAAGCAGUUGUAUAUAUAUAAAUUAUGUAAAUAAAAGUUAUUUUAUACCA